GUGUCUGCAGAGCAGCGUCAACGGCUGGAGCAGAGCAGGCAGGCAGCGCUUGAGAAGAAGCGCCAGCGCCAGGCGUCGGCGGAAAUUCCCUGCGACGCCAACGCGCAGCCGGCCGGCGAAGCACCGCCGCCCUGCACCCAGGCACCGGCGACAGAGCCUGCAGUUGAAGAGCCGGUUGGGCCACGUCCGGUGACCAUUCAGGAGGUGGAUGAGGAUCUACAGUUGGGACCACUUGAAGCGCCGCUGCAAGGCAAGAUCGUGUACCGGUCCGACCACAAGACCGGGAAGAGCUUUCAUGUGCGCUUGGGCGACGCCACCGGCAAAGUCGACGUCAAGUUCUUCCAGGGGGAUUUCAAAGAGCAUCCGGGCCUCCACGAGGGAGCAGUCGUCCGCCUCAGUGGCUUCAAG
Molecule: messenger RNA, 408 nt
Organism: Symbiodinium sp. CCMP2456
Lineage: Eukaryota; Dinophyceae; Suessiales; Symbiodiniaceae
Source: the annotation of a GenBank genome assembly